AUGGAUGAUCAAGAAAAUAGAUUAUUUCGCUUACCGUAUGGUUCAUUGUCAUUGGGUUCGUUCAAGACGUGGUUUGUAUACAUCGCAGGUGCCUUGUUUGGUAUCGGGGUAUGUUUACUUUUGGACAUUGCAUUAUUUUCCAAGUUAAAUAACGGGUCAGAUGUUCAGGUUACAUUUGUGGAUUGGAUCUCCUUCAUAUGUAGUAUAUUGGGGAUGAUCGUUAUUAAUUCUAUUGAAAGGCGACAAAUUACAAUGGAACGGAUGGGGGUUGAAAAUAAAGGUCUUUCCAGUUUCAUUUUAUUUAUUGGAUGUGCAUUAACUGCAGGUGGCUUUGCGGGUUCCAUUGUCAUUUUGAUUGUUAAAUACGUUAUGGAAGAUUAUACUGAGUAUCCAGCGUUGGGAAUGGGUGUGAAUAAUGUAUUGGGAAAUUUUUGUAUAUUUUUAAGUUGUAUUAUCACAUGGUCUAUUCAAAAUAUGGGUGAAGAAGAGUCAUCAAACUUCCUUGCAAUAUGA
Molecule: messenger RNA, 513 nt
Organism: Naumovozyma dairenensis CBS 421
Lineage: Eukaryota; Fungi; Ascomycota; Saccharomycetes; Saccharomycetales; Saccharomycetaceae
Product: UPF0220 family protein
Exons: 1
Coding region: 1-513 (170 amino acids)
Biological process (GO): protein targeting to vacuole; late endosome to vacuole transport via multivesicular body sorting pathway
Cellular component (GO): fungal-type vacuole membrane; Vps55/Vps68 complex
Source: RefSeq, a predicted model, not a curated record